CCAUCGUCUGCGGCUGGAGGCCCUGACCCCUGAGACCUCACAAGGGCCGGCAAGUGAGACUGGAGAACUUUCUCGCUGGUUCUUUGACUUUCUUGGAAAACAUUUUCUUCACCCUAGUUUGGCUGGGUGCUCCAUCUUUUGGGGCCCCAAGUUUAUUUUAAGAGUCCGCCACCGUGUUAUGGGCGUGUGCGACCGCCUCGACGGCAACGAUAUGUCAGGACAACGCAAUAUCCCCCCUGAACUCGGGGAACAGCCCGAGGAGCAGCCACCUUUGGAGGCCCCAGGGGCAGCUGCCCCCGGUGCUGGGCCUAGCGCAGCCGAAGGGAUGGAGACCCCACCGCCUCACAGCGAGCCCAUCCCCAUCGAGACAGAAGGCGAGGCCUGUGGACCCCCAGAAGUCUCCGGACCCGGCUUCCAGGGCCUUGGCGAAGGCGUGGAGGAAGCCAGAGCUCGUGGAGGCUACAGCCCACCUCCGGAGGAAGCCAUGCCUUUUGAGGUCGAGCAGCCCAGCUCGGGAGGCUUCUGGCCGACCCUGGAGCAGCCUGGAGAUACCAGUGUGGCCUGGGCAGGCCUCCAGGCUUUCAGGCCAGUGCUCCUGGAGCCCAGAGCACUCAGGGAGGCAAGACCAGGCCUGGGAAGCUACAGCCCUCCGCCCGAAGAAGCCAUGCCCUAUGAGUCUGAACAGCCUCCCCAGGCAGAUGGCAGCCAGCAUCUCUUGCAGGUCUCAGACAUCGCUCCAGGAGCCCCGGGAGUGGGGGUCUCGAGCACUCCCCCCGAGGAGCCCCAAGCCCUCAGACCAGCAAGCGCAGGCUUCGGAGGAGGCAGCCCUCCCCCUGAGGAGGCUAUGCCAUUUGAGUUUGAUGGAGCAGCCUUCGGGGACGACAGCUCACCCCCCGGGCUUCCCAGAGCUAGCCUACAAACCGGCCACGGCAGCGGCAGCCAGUUCUCAUCACUUGCGGUGCCGAGUGCGGUCCUCCUCACUCCCACCACGAACGAGCCCCCCCUCUGGGUCCCCUACGCAAUCGGCAGCUCAUCUCGAGAAGCCGUCAGACCUAUUCCAUACUUCGUGGGCGGCAGCCCCCCAAUGGAGAUCUCCGGACCCCCGCUCGAGAUCCGCAGCGCCCCCAUUGUGGUCCACGACGCUCCCGUCAACAUGGACAGCCCCCCAAUCGCGCUUGACGGCCCGCCCAUCGAGGUCUCGAGAGCCCCAGUUAAGAGAGAGCGAGCAGAGGCAGAGAGACCCCCAGUCGAGGGCGAAGCAGCCGAGAUGGAAGGAAGCUCAGCCAACUCAGCCGCCGCCGCUGCGGAGGGACGCCAAGUCCCCUCUCCGGGAGAUGGAGCUCCUGCCGCAGGGGCCGCUGCAGACCCCGGGGCCGCUCCAAACGCCGGGGCCGCUCCAGAAGCUGGGGCAGUGCCAAACACCGGAGCUGCUCCAGACCCCGGGGCCACUCCAGAAGCCGAGGCCGCUCCAGCCGCUCCGGCCGCGCCUGCCACCGAAGCAGCCCCUGCCGCCCGGGCAGCCCCUGCCACCAGGGCAGCCCCUGUUAUCCGGGCAGCCUCUGCCAUCCGGGCAUCCCCUGCCGCCUGGGCAAUCCCUGCCUCCCGGGCAGUGGUUGCCGCCCGCGCAGUCCCUGCCGCCCGGGCUGCCCUUGCCGCCCGGGCAGCCCUUGCCGCCCGGGCAGCGGUUGCUACCUCCAUUCCUGGUUCCGGAGCCCGCCCGAAGCUCAUACGCACCCUCAGACCCCCCAGCCCGGAGAUCCAGGCUGCCGAUCCGCCUACUCCGCAGCCUCCGCGCGCGUAUGCCUGGCGGGGCAGGUCCGAGCGAGGCCGCCACUGCGACGAAGGGUCGGUCAGCAGCAGCGAUGAGUCCGAGGAUGGGACCCUCAGAUGCUCGAAAUGCUUCCAGUCCCGGUGCGGUCACCGCCGCGGAAAGCCGCAGCGUAACUUGCUCCGCAACUUCCUCGUGCGAGCUUUCACGGGCUGCUUCGGCCGAUCUGAGAGCGCCGAGCCCAGAGCCCCGUGCAGCCCCAAGGUCAAGAAUGUUCCCCUGGCGGAGAAGCGCAGGCAGAAGCGCAAGGAAACCCCGGAGCAGCGCGCUCAGAGGCGCGCGGAGAAGCAGCGCAGCAAGCUCAUCGACAAACAGCUCCAGGACGAGAAGAUGGGUUACACGUACUCGUACCGCCUGCUGCUUCUAGGGAGCAAAGUGGUACCCUACAACACUGAGGGUCGUUUCCAGCUGGACAAACCAGCGUCCGCGACCAAAAGACGACCCCGUGUCCUGGGGUGGGGGACAGCCAGGAAGGCGGGGGCCACAGGUGAGCCAGGAACUGCCGGGGAGGGGCCUCGGGGUUCCCCCCCGGCUAAGCUGAUUGGGGCCAUGGCGGGCGGGGGUCGUUGGGGAAUGUGCGCCCCUGCCUCGCCUGGCACGGCUGCUUGGACUCAGAUGGCUUCUUGUUGGUGUGUGUUGGUGUCCAUAUUGUGUCCGCCUGUGCAUGACAUGCUCAAGUGUACCCCUGGCACCCCCAAAUCACCCGCCGACUGCGUACGUAUCGCGGAGCUGGCUGUCUUGUGUUGUGCGCCAUGGCGCGGGCAAAAACUUUCCGUGUUCGUACUCUGGCGGCACCUGGGAGCCGGCGCUCUGCAGCGGCGGCGCGGGAACCGCAGACACGGUGGUGGGACGUCUUGGGUAAUGUGUUGGGUCCCGGGCCGGGGAGAGGGGCCGCCUCCCGCCGGCCUCCAUAACCGUUUUUUCCUGUGUCUUUCUCUCUUUUUCCCCUUUGCGCUAAGCGUUUCCUCACUUCUCAUUCGUUCGCCAAACCCUCCCGCCUUUACGGUUGAAAAACCAGACACUCAGGUAUCUGGGGCGCCGGGGUCUGCACGCAGACGCUCGGUAUUCUGCACACACCUGGCUCGCCCGGUGGGGGCGUGGAGGGAUGCGGGAAGGGGAACCCACGCAACCUGCUGUAGGCGAGUCUGGGUCAAACCAAACGGGGCUGGUUCCAGGGGGUGGGUGUGGCUGUGCCUUGAAAAUAUGAAAUAA
Messenger RNA from Artibeus jamaicensis (Jamaican fruit-eating bat), 3040 nucleotides. RefSeq names its product guanine nucleotide-binding protein G(s) subunit alpha isoforms XLas-like. The record is from RefSeq and is a predicted model, not a curated record. NCBI's taxonomy places the organism in Eukaryota, Metazoa, Chordata, Mammalia, Chiroptera, Phyllostomidae.